Messenger RNA from Leptonychotes weddellii (Weddell seal), 1447 nucleotides. NCBI's taxonomy places the organism in Eukaryota, Metazoa, Chordata, Mammalia, Carnivora, Phocidae. The record is from RefSeq and is a predicted model, not a curated record.
GCUCAUUGUGAGGAUGGAGAUGACAUGAAUGUGUAUGGCACAUGGACUUCAAUAAAUGUACAUUGCCUUCUGCUGUUAAGAGAAAUGAAAAAGAAAUACAGAGGAGAGGUAAAUGAAAGGACAUAUGAAAUAAAGAGCAGAGUGCUUAUGCGUGAAUACAUUAACGUCUGUGGAUUUACAGAAGUGAAGAGAAAGUUUUGCUGGCCAACAUUAUAAAUAUGUGGAGUUUAUCAUGAAAUGAUACUGGACAAGUCACUUUUGCGGUUAUGAAAAUAAUACAUACGCAUCGUACAAAAUACGAGAAGGAAUAAAAGAACAAACAAAAAAUCAUCUAAAAUCUUGCCAUUCAGAAAACGUCACUGUCUAAAGCUGUAAAGAUGUCUGACCAGAAGCAGGUAGCUGCCAAAGCCUCCCUUAUUGAGCAUCUGAUGUCUAAAAGGAAUUUUGAGGAUCUUGGCAACCACCUUACUGAGCUGGAGACUCUUCACGUGACUAAAGAGCAUCUCCAGGAGACCGUCGUGGUCAGGGCUGUGUACAGAGUCCUCAAAAACUGCCCUAUGGUGGCUUUGAAAAAGAAAGCCAAGCGUUUGCUGUCAGAAUGGAAAGCUCUUUAUAAGGAUCUCCACUUCAAACCAAGGGACAGCCCUGAAUCAUUCCCUACGGGCAGAAACUCCAGACUUUCUCAUGACCCAAGUCAGGAUGAGAUAUCAGGCGGCUGCAGUUCUAAUUCAUCACCCCACGAUGUUGCAGGAGCCAUUGAAACACUUGUGCCUGAAAAUAGCACGAGUCAGAUGGAGCCCGGGGAGGAGCAUUUCAGGGGUGGUGACCCAGAAUCCACUGACCAGAGAUCCACUGAGUCGCUGGAUCCCACAGUACCUGUGAGAGCUAAAUGCACAGAGCUUCUCUAUGAAGCUUUAACGAGUUCUUGCACAGAUCAGCCCAAAGCUGAUUUGUGGCAAAACUUUGCAAGAGAAAUUGAAGGGCACAUUUUUACCCUUCAUUCGAAGAACCUCAAAAAGUACAAAACUUGUGUUAGAAGCAAAGUUGCCAAUCUGAAGAACCCCCAAAAUUCUCACUUACAACGGAACUUGCUCUCUGGGACCACGUCUCCGAGAGAAUUCGCCGAAAUGACGGUGCUGGAGAUGGCGAGCAAGGAACUGAAGCAGUUGAGAGCCUCCUACACGGAAUCUUGCAUACAGGAGCAUCGCCUUCCCCACACCACUGAGGGCACGCAGACAAAGAAAAUAAAAUGCAGACGCUGUGAGAAGUUCAAUUGCAAGGUCACCGUAAUCGCCAGAGGAACACUUUUCCUGCCAAGUUGGGUGCGGAAUUCAAAUCCAGAUGAAGAGAUGAUGACCUAUGUGAUCUGUAACGAAUGUGGGGAGCAGUGGUAUCAUAGCAAGUGGGUCUGCCUGUGAUGGUAAAUAAAUGUUUUCUUAACCAAGAA